CAUUAGUAGAAAUCCCUUGUUUCUCUACUCUUCCCUCACUCGGUUCACUCGCCUAUGUUCUUUUGUUUCCAGGCCUCCCGUUGUGGUGUUGGUGCCCGCUCAUCGCUGUCCUCACGCAAGUCGAAACUCUGCUCCAAGUUUGAGCCUGAUCCGAGGCUCCCACACCACUCUCUUCUCCCCUCUCUUUCUUCUUGUUGUGAAAUGUAUUUCCGAGCAGUAGCAACAGCAGGUCUGGUGUUUCUGUGCUUGACCGGCCAGGUAAGUGCGUCGUGCGCAUAUGGCACCAUCCUGGAGCCCAGGCCAGAGGGCGGCGCGGUCAAAGUAAACACAUUCGGAUACUCAGGGGAAAAGGGUCCCGCGAGCUGGGUCAACUUGGACCCUACCAAAAACGCCCUCUGCGCUCAUGGCUCGAAGCAAUCCCCCAUUGACAUGUCGCCGGGGUCCUUUGCCGUGAUCCGCGGCCGCAACCUGUCCCUCAGCAUCCCCGACAGGGCGGCGGGGGGCACGGACUUUGAGAACCUCGGCACCACCGUCGAGGUCGUCGUCGCCGCGGGCGGUGGCGGCAACAUGACAUUUGAGCAUGUGCCGUAUACGCUGCAGCAGUUCCACUUCCACCUGCCCAGCGAGCACCUCGACAACGGCACCAGCAUGGCCAUGGAGAUGCACAUGGUGUGGCAGGGUCCCGCCGCCGGGCAGAUUGCCGUGAUUGCCAACUUCAUUGACAUUAACGACGACGAUAACGACAACGACGAUGACGAUGUCGACGAAGACACCACGGCAGGCAACGCUUCCACCACGAAGAAUACAGCGCUCCUGGACGAGGUCCUCGGGUCCGUCGACAAGAUUGCCCGGCCGGGGACAAAGACCGAGACCGGCGCGCUCAAGAUGAGCGAGCUGGUCGAGGUCCUCUCCGCGGGCUCGUUCCAGACGUACGAGGGCUCGCUCACCACGCCUCCAUGCACCGAGGGCGUGCGGUGGCUCGUGUCGACGCAGAAGCUGGCCAUCAAGCCCGGCACCUUCAAGAUGGCCCGGUCCGUCAUUGGCUUCAACGCGCGGUUCCUGCAGAACAAUGUCGGCGUAAGGAAGCGUACGCAGAAGCGCCUGCGCGUUGGGACCGUCCCCAGGAUCCCGAUUCCGUACCCAUGGGCGUGAAAACUCGCCGCCGCAUAUUCUCCUCCUCCACCAUCCGAUGGCGGCGCUCAGACAUCAAUGCAUGGUCGUGAUACUGGAUAUCGCACACGAGUUUACCAGCAGACAGACAGGCAACUGAGAGAUUAAAAGGGGCAUGGCGCGCCGUUUUAGACAGCAUUAGAGUCCCAGGCCAUGAAAUGGACUUGUAAGACUUCCCUUUCAAAUAUACCAAUUUGUACUUGUCGGAG
Molecule: messenger RNA, 1379 nt
Organism: Purpureocillium takamizusanense
Lineage: Eukaryota; Fungi; Ascomycota; Sordariomycetes; Hypocreales; Ophiocordycipitaceae
Exons: 3
Coding region: 55-1152 (365 amino acids)
Molecular function (GO): carbonate dehydratase activity; zinc ion binding
Source: RefSeq, a predicted model, not a curated record